CGUAGAUCAAUGUAGACAGGUUAUAAAAACGUAAAUCAAAAUGAAAAAGUUUUGGAAAAAGAAUGAUUCUCAAGAUGAUGAGAAAAAAGAAAACAAUGUUGAAGAAGACAAACCAAUCAAGACAUAUGAUGAUUUUCUUACUCAAAAAGUUGGAGUCAAAUUGUAUCAAUUCCUACAUUUGACAGAGUUCUAUAUCUUACUAACAUUUGGUGGAUAUCAAACGACGUUUACUAAUUUUAUAGCCGCUUCUAUGGACCAUUGGUGCAACAUCCCUGAGCUCACCCAACGUGGCUUUAACCAGAGUUUGUUAAAACACAUCGGAAUCCCGACGGAAAACCAAAACUCCACAAGUUAUCAGAAGUGUAAAAUGUACUCUAUAAACUACACUGCAUACUCUAAUGAUGAUUUGCUCAGUGGUCAACAUUUGGUGGAUUUCAGAAAUUCGAAUAGUUCCCUUGUUAAUUGCAGAUCCGGGAUGUCCUACGAUCAGUCACACUAUAUAUCGACCCUUAUGAGCCAGUAUGAGCUCGUUUGUGAGCGGGAGGUCCUAUCCACGUUUGCAGCGUCAUCUGUUAUGUUGGGCUUUUUCUUCGGUGCCUUUGUGUCAGGUCAGCUAGCAGAUAGGUUGGGUCGUGUAAGGACGGCAGCUGUUUUCCAUCUUCUUGCCCUGGCCACUGCAUUUGGAUCAAUAUGGUCCCCUAACUACCCUUUGUAUCUGGUACUGAGGGCAAUUUGUGGCAUGUCUUAUUUAGCUGCCUACACUGCUUAUUUCACAUCUUGCCUGGAGGUGCUAGAUCCCAAGACGAGAGGCAUGCUGCCUUUGUUCAUGGCCUUUACCCAGUCCAUUGCUUCCUGGAUCCUUCCGCUGAUGGCCUACAACUUGCGCAAUCAUAUCGACCUUCAGAUUGUGUGUGCAUGCCUUAUGAUACCCAGUGUCAUCAUUAAUCUGUUGAUGCCCGAAUCCUCGAGAUGGCAACUGGCGUCAGGAAAUGUCGAUGGAGCUUAUAAAACCUUGAAGAAAAUAGCAUGGGUGAAUGGUCGAGCUCUGUCGGAUGACUGUUUAUCCAUACUUGAGAAUAUAUCAAAAGAAGAGAUCAAGUCAAAGGAAGAAAAACAGUCAAGUCAGAAAGCAACCGUCUUGGAUUUAUUCAAAACACCUCGAAUGAGAAAGAAUACAUUAAUAGUAUUUGGCGUCUGGUUUGCGGCAGUGUUUGGCAACUACGUGAUUAGAUUGAACAUCGGAACACUUAUCCCAGGGAGUAUAUAUCUCAACUUCUUCGCUGUGUUCCAAAUUGCCGCAGUGGCCCAACUCCCUAUGCGAUACGUGGCGUUUUACAAGGUCGGUAGACGCGUUGCGUUCAUGGUCUUGCUCAUCACGUCUGCUGGAUUUGCCUUCCUGAUUAUCGGCCUCCUUGCAACAAGGAUUCAGGCGUUGGUGGCCGGUGCGUCUAUAGUCGGGUACUGUUUUGCUGCCUGUGCGUUCGGCGUUGUUUACCAAUAUAGUGCUGAAAUAUUCCCGACUGUUGCACGUGGUGCAGGGGUAGGAGGAGGUUCUAGUUUCGGAAGGAUCGGGGGCUUUAUUGCACCCCAGGUUCCCCUAUUGGGUCGUGUGUGGUAUGGUCUACCGUAUCUGAUAAUGGGAAUGAUCCCUCUUCUCAGUGGCAUAUCAACAUUCUUCUUACCAGAAACAUUCAACAAAAAUCUUCCCGAGACUCUGGAGGAGGGGGAACUAUUUGGAACGAAAGAAUACGAAGAAAGAUUUGGUAAAGCCAAAGAGUUGAAAGACCAAGAUGUGGAGAGUAAGCUGUCAAAUGGAGAAGCUGGGACAGAGAUGAACAAUGUCAGUAAUGGUGAUCUGCCAACUAAACUGGACUCCAACUUUACUGUAAGGGAUCCAUAUUAUACUGAUGUACAGAAAUACUGA
Molecule: messenger RNA, 1924 nt
Organism: Owenia fusiformis
Lineage: Eukaryota; Metazoa; Annelida; Polychaeta; Sabellida; Oweniidae
Source: the annotation of a GenBank genome assembly